This is a messenger RNA of Phacochoerus africanus (Common warthog), 632 nucleotides long. RefSeq names its product phospholipase A2 group IB (gene PLA2G1B). The record is from RefSeq and is a predicted model, not a curated record. Gene Ontology annotation, molecular function: calcium ion binding; phospholipid binding; signaling receptor binding. The transcript has 4 exons. The coding region runs from base 98 to 538 and encodes 146 amino acids. Gene Ontology annotation, biological process: positive regulation of fibroblast proliferation; fatty acid biosynthetic process; arachidonate secretion. NCBI's taxonomy places the organism in Eukaryota, Metazoa, Chordata, Mammalia, Artiodactyla, Suidae.
AAGUAAACACUAGAGUCUUAUCUUGGGGCAGCAGGGCGGCUAUAAGAAGAGAGGCCAUAAGUGACAUUAGCCUUUUGCUCACCAACCUGACAGCAGGAUGAAAUUCCUCGUGUUGGCUGUUCUGCUCACAGUGGGCGCUGCCCAGGAAGGCAUCAGCUCAAGGGCAUUAUGGCAGUUUCGUAGCAUGAUUAAGUGCACGAUCCCCGGCAGUGACCCCUUCAAGGAUUUCAACAACUAUGGCUGCUUCUGUGGCCUAGGUGGAUCAGGGACCCCUGUGGAUGAACUGGACAGGUGCUGCGAGACACACGACAACUGCUACACAGAUGCCAAGAACCUGGACAGCUGUAAAUUCCUCCUGGACAAUCCCUACACCAAAAGCUACUCCUAUUCAUGUUCUAACACUGAGAUCACCUGCAACAGCAAAAACAAUGCUUGUGAGGCCUUCAUCUGUAACUGUGACCGAAAUGCUGCCAUUUGCUUCUCAAAGGCCCCAUACAACAAGGAGCACAAGAACCUGGACACCAAGAAGUACUGUUAGAGCUAAGUACCACCCCUCGAAAAUGUCAUCCCUAUCUGCUUUAUAGCCUUCACCCGUACACUGUGCCCUCCAAUAAACACCUUAUUGAAAAGCC